Molecule: messenger RNA, 1797 nt
Organism: Cydia pomonella (codling moth)
Lineage: Eukaryota; Metazoa; Arthropoda; Insecta; Lepidoptera; Tortricidae
Product: alpha-ketoglutarate-dependent dioxygenase alkB homolog 4
Exons: 2
Coding region: 265-1230 (321 amino acids)
Biological process (GO): oxidative demethylation
Molecular function (GO): demethylase activity; oxidoreductase activity
Source: RefSeq, a predicted model, not a curated record
CGUUGUCGAAGUACCCUCAACAUAAGCCUUAUUGAGUUUACUGUGGGAUUUAGUCAAUUUGUGUAAUAAUGUCCUAUAAUAUUUAUUUAUUUGCAGACUGUGUGGUAGAGACUUUAUAGAAUGCGUCAGUCUGACGUCUCUACCAUAGGUCUCUACUGUCAGGUCAGUCAGACUGUCACCAUGUCAACAUUUUCAACACACAUUAAUUUCAAUCUGCAAGGUGUCUGCAAGUCUUGAAUCCCAGUGUAGAUAACUACAAGUAAAAUGACCCAGCCGCGACCCUGCGGAUGCAAAGGUUGCAGAACAUGCCUCAUUUGCGAAACCCAAUACGGGGCAGACAAGUACAAAAUUCAAUUAGAGUUCGACAAGACUAAAAGCUAUGUUUAUUGCCCAUUUUGCAACAAAGCAUGGCCAGGUUGGGACUCUGAUGUCUACAAACAACACCCCAAUCACGAUGGAACACCGAUCGAGUAUCCCGGCGUUUACAUUCAGUUGGACUUUAUAACAGAAGAAGAAGAAAAUGUCUUAAUGAAAAAUAUAGACGAGGUACCUUGGGACAUAUCACAGAGCGGCAGACGUAAGCAAAACUAUGGUCCUAAAACGAAUUUCAAAAAGAUGAAAAUCAAUGCUGGCAAUUUUGAUGGCUUCCCAGUAUUCUCAAAGUUUCUGCAAGAUAGAUUCGAAGCUGUACCUUUAUUGAAAGGUUAUGAUGUGAUUGAGCAGUGCUCUUUAGAGUAUGAUCCUAGUAAAGGAGCUUCUAUAGAUCCUCACAUUGAUGAUUGUUGGAUUUGGGGUGAAAGAAUCAUCACUGUGAAUUGUUUGUCUGAUUCUGUGUUAACAAUGACUAGAUAUCACGGAGAUACUAAGAAAUAUAAUCUGCAUUGUGCAGAAAAAUAUUGUCCGUUAGUUAAACCAGAUGGCAGUAUUAAUUUGGAAUGUCGUGAUCUUGAUAAAACCGCUUACGAAGCAAGUAAAUCACAAUAUGAUUUGGAUGUUGUUGUCAGAAUACCAAUGCCUAGAAGAUCACUCCUAGUCUUCUAUGGUGAGCCAAGAUACCACUGGGAACACUGUGUGCUGCGUGAAGACAUCUCUUCCCGCCGGGUAUGUAUAGCGUACAGGGAGUUCACACCGCCGUACAUGCAGAAUGGCUGCCAUGAAGAAGCUGGCAACUUAGUCAGACAGGCUAAGACAUUUUGGGAUCAUAAGUUAAAGUAUCAAAUCAAGGCUUAAGAUUGAAAAUUUGAAUCCAUCUAAGUUUACUCAGAUAGCAAGUUUUGGAGUGUUGAAGCUCCACCAUAAACAUAAAAUUAUGAAAAUAUGACAUUUAUACUUAGCUAAUAAUAUGGUUUGCCCAUAAUAGUGAUAUUCUAUUCCAGUGACUUAUGUAAGUUGUAAUAUAAAAGAAAUCAAUAUAAUUUAUUGAGAAAUUGAAACAACCUGUUAUUAUUGACGAGUCAGGAUUCGUAUCGAAGAUAAAAUGUUAGCCCUAACAAAUAUCUUAUCAAUAUAUAGGUAAACACAUAAAAACAAUUUAUUUCCCUUUAUUGAUGCUAGAACCAAUAAGUUAGAUAACAUUCUUGUAUUUACUAGUAAAACUUUAUUGGUGUUUUUAUUGUACUGUGCUCAUAUUAAAUAUAGCAAACUUAUUAAGAAAACCACAUUAUUACAUCUUGUGUGCAAUUAAAACAUUUCUAGCAUAAUUUUAGUCUUAUUCACAUACUUAUGACCAGGAUACAAUCUAAGUGACCUAAAUCUAUACACAAGAACUACAAUAUUAUAAAACUACUAUAGAACAUA